CUGCAACUCGACCUCUGCGGCUACACUGAAAAAAAAUCCUUGCGCUGUCGUAUUUUUGCCGGCUCUGCGAAAAAGAGACAAGCGGGAAGAACUGUGAUUAUUUGUGGAAACAGAAUACGCUUAUCGGCCGAUCGUUCAAGCAGAACAGCCGAACGAUGAAUAUUCCAACUCAUUGCGCAUUUUUAAUUGCGGCGGCCAUAGUCGCCAUAUGCAGUGCUGAGGGAGUAGGGGAGCGCCCUGCCUAUAGAAGGAGCUUCAUCAAUCCGUAUCCGCGGUACAGAUAUUUCGAGGACGGCGUGGAUCCUGGUGAGCCUCUUUUCCUCACGCCGCUCAUCAACAAUGCCUCCAUUCCCAAGGCGGAUGUGCAGAAGCUGGCGCGCGUCACGGGUUCACAGUUCCAUGGAGUGGAGAGCUACUCCGGCUACCUGACCGUGGAGCCUAGCUACAACUCCAACAUGUUCUUCUGGUACUUCCCUGCCGAGCAGGAGCCGGAAUAUGCUCCCGUGGUUCUAUGGCUGCAGGGUGGUCCUGGAGCCUCUUCCCUGUUCGGUUUGUUCACUGAAAACGGUCCCAUCCAGCUGGACAGCCAUGGAAAACCGCAAAGACGUAACUGCACCUGGAGCAAGACUCACAACCUGAUUUAUAUCGACAAUCCCGUGGGCACCGGCUUUAGUUUCACCGAUAACGAGGCUGGUUACGCCAAGAACGAGAAGGAUGUGGGUCGGAAUCUUCACGAAGCCGUGAUGCAGCUGUACGAGCUAUUCGAAUGGAGCAACUCCACUGGGUUCUGGGUCACUGGCGAGUCCUAUGCCGGCAAGUAUGUGCCGGCCUUGGCUUACCACAUCCACAAGGUGCAGAAUGCCAUUGAGACGCGCGUCUAUGUGCCGCUCAAAGGCGUGGCUAUCGGUAACGGACUCUCGGAUCCGCUGCACCAGCUCAAGUACGGCGAUUAUCUCUACCAAUUGGGUCUAAUCGAUGACAACGGUCUGCUGAGUUUCCACGAAGCCGAGGCCAAGGGGGCAGCCUGCAUUGAAAAUCAUGACUUGGAGUGUGCCUUUGACGUCUUCGACUCGCUGAUAAACGGGGAUCUCACCAACGGGUCACUGUUUAGUAACCUUACGGGCUACAACUGGUACUACAACUACCUGAAGACCCACGACGACGAUGGCGCCGGGCUGGGCGACUUCCUACAGGCGGGCGCCACGCGCCGAGCCAUCCAUGUGGGCAACAAGCCGUUCCACGAUCUGGACAAGGAAAACAAGGUGGAAAUCCAUUUGAAGAAGGAUGUAAUGGACAGCGUGGCUCCCUGGAUCGCCGAGCUGCUCGCCCACUACACUGUGUGCAUCUACAGCGGUCAAUUGGACAUCAUUGUGGCUUAUCCGCUGACUCGCAACUACCUCAAACACCUCAAGUUCCCGGGCUCUGACAAGUACAAAGUGGCUCCUCGGGAGAUUUGGCGCAUUGACGGCGAGGUGGCUGGAUAUGUGAAGCACGCCGGGCAUUUGGUGGAGAUCAUGGUGCGCAAUGCUGGCCACAUGGCUCCCCACGAUCAACCAAAGUGGCUGUAUGAGAUGAUCAACCAUCUCACUCACUACAAGCACUAGGAGUUGGAUACUCGUAACCUUGUAGUCACAACAUUUGGCCUUUCUUUUAGAGUCCUAUAACUUUUGUAAAUCUUAUCUUGAAUAAAUAACGUUGAGUUUUUGGGUCAAUGUUUUAUAAUAUAAA
Molecule: messenger RNA, 1728 nt
Organism: Drosophila kikkawai
Lineage: Eukaryota; Metazoa; Arthropoda; Insecta; Diptera; Drosophilidae
Product: venom serine carboxypeptidase
Biological process (GO): proteolysis
Molecular function (GO): serine-type carboxypeptidase activity
Source: RefSeq, a predicted model, not a curated record